AUGGGUGUUCCAAGUCCUAUAUGGGUACAUAUGUUGCUUAUCUCCAUAGUAAUUACAGGGCUGAAAUGUGAGCAUGAAAGGGGAAAUGGCAUUGCUGAUCAAAGUCAAGACAAGCCUCCCUCUUUAGCUCUUGCUGAGGUUCCUAAAGGAAAUAAACAAGUGAAAAACAAUGACACAGACUCUUAUAAACAAGUUGAUCAGGUCAAUAAGAGAAACAGAAAUUAUAGAGCAGGGGGCGGUGGAGGCGGUGGAGGCGGUGGUGGCGGUGGUGGUGGUGGCAGUUAUAGAUGGGGAUGGGGUGGCGGUGGCGGUGGCGGUGGUGGAGGGGGAGGAGGUGGAGGAGGGGGAGGAGGAGGAGGCGGCGGCGGCGGUGGAUGGGGAUGGGGAGGAGGAGGAGGAGGAAGUGGGUGGUGGAAAUGGGGGUGUGGAAGACAUAAUAAUAAUAAUAAGCAUGGGAAAAGGAACAGAGGAAUGAAGAAAGAUGAAUACAUAAUGGGAGAGUUUGCACAAUGCAUGAGACGAGGGCGUUGCAGAGGAAUGAGACUAGAUUGCCCACUUCACUGUGGUGGACCUUGCUUUUACGACUGUCAGUACAUGUGCAAAGCUCAUUGUCGACGUCCAUGAUAUUGAUUCAAACCAUGUCCUAUAUAGCUAGUCUAUGAUUAAACUAAUUAAGACUUUUAUCACAUACACAUAUAUGAGGAAUGUUUUCUUCUUAGUAUUAUGGUUGUAUUGGCUUGUUUUGCUUUUCCUCUUCUAUUAUUCCUUUGUUUCAUUUUAUUUAACCCUUUUAUUAUGACUUCAUGAUGUAAUCAUUUUUCAUUUUAAGUUUGUGAUGAGCUAAGCUUAGUGGGUUCUUCUUUUCAUUUUUUUUAGGAGAGGAAAAUUUUAUUUGUGCUACGUACCCCAUUAUUUCUCUGUUCAUUGAUUUGUAUAAGACUGAAAUUUAGUAAGAAAUAAGAAACACUUGUCCUUUUUUUGGUUGGAAA
Molecule: messenger RNA, 989 nt
Organism: Cannabis sativa
Lineage: Eukaryota; Viridiplantae; Streptophyta; Magnoliopsida; Rosales; Cannabaceae
Product: glycine-rich RNA-binding protein 1
Exons: 1
Coding region: 1-624 (207 amino acids)
Source: RefSeq, a predicted model, not a curated record